AUGCCGUCCAUUCUUGCCAUGAUCCACCACUGCAAUCUUACGCCUAUUCCCGCCAUUCUGAUUUUGCUUGUGCUGGCCGUAGGCUACCAAUUUUACAGCGACCUGUUCGCGUUAAUUGGGUUGGCAGGCUUCGCGUUCUCCUCCAUUGCGGCUUUGGCAGUGACCGCUCUCCUCUAUUUGCGGUACAAAGAGCCCACUUUGAAGACUUCAUUUCAGGUACACCUUUCUUCAUCCUUUGUGCCUUUGUCCUCACUGCGGCGCUUUGUGCUGCAAGUGAUAAUCAAGUUGCCCAUCUUCUUCCCGAUUCUCUUCCUCGCAUCUGAUCUCUUCAUCCUUGCGCUGACGAUCUAUCAACAACCACGUGAGUCGCUCUCCAACGUGAUUCUUAUGUUGGCGGCGGUUCCCAUCUACUGGUUGGGUGUUUCGUGGAAGAACAAACCUAAGAGCUUCCAGAAUUUCAUCUAUAAGGGCACAAUAUUUCUGCAGAAGGUAUUUGCCUGCGUGCCGGUAGAGGACGAGUCUCACUUGGAUGGAAUUGCAGCUUCUCCAACUAACGAGGAGAGGCAAGUCGACACCUUCUAG
Messenger RNA from Echinococcus granulosus, 582 nucleotides. RefSeq names its product Large neutral amino acids transporter small subunit. Bases 1 to 582 code for a protein of 193 amino acids. Gene Ontology annotation, molecular function: L-amino acid transmembrane transporter activity. Gene Ontology annotation, biological process: amino acid transmembrane transport. The record is from RefSeq and is a predicted model, not a curated record. Lineage: Eukaryota; Metazoa; Platyhelminthes; Cestoda; Cyclophyllidea; Taeniidae. The transcript is spliced from 4 exons.